AGCAAGUCAGUUAUUGUUUUCUUUGUGGCUUUCCUAACAGCACAACUGUCUCACUAUGAGGUGUUCAGUGGUGAGACCUAUGAUGACUCUGUCCGGUGCACGGAGGAUAUAAAAGCACCUCCUGUGACAUUUGCCUAUAUACCAGAAGAUGAUCUGCACAGAAAUAUUGUGGAACAAGACAAUCUACUCCUUUGCUGUCAAGUGUCCAGGUCAGAUGCUACAGCACAAUGGUACAAGGAUGGAGUAGAGUUAAAGUCUAGUGACAAUGUCCUCAUAGAGGCAGAAAACACUUUACGAAGGCUGAUCAUCCUGUCAGCUCAGCUGUCAGAUUCUGGAACAUAUACCUGUCGUGCUGGAGAUAGUGCCUUAAUAUUUAAAGUUAACGUAAGAGAACCUCCAGUGAUGAUUGUAUAUCCCAAGGAAGAUGUCCACCUUGAUCGCUAUGUUCCUGAAGAAAUUGUCCUCAGCUGUGAACUUUCACGACCAAAUGGAAAGGUGACAUGGUUCAAGGAUGGACAGAAACUACAAGAGAGCGAAAACAUAAAGCUAAAGACAGAGGGUCCAUAUAGACGGCUAAAAAUUCUGCGCAGUGGUGUUGAGGACUCUGGAGAAUAUGUCUGUGACACAGCUGAUGAUUCAAUAUUCUUUAAUCUAAACAUAAAAGAACCACCGGUGCGGAUAGUUUCUCCAAGCCAGUCCCAAAUGGAACUUUGCCAACAGACUUCUGAGAGGAUGGUCUUAAGCUGUGAAAUCUCUAGACCCAAUGCCAACGUACGUUGGUAUCGAGAUGGUCUUGAAGUGGAGGAGAGUGACAGCCUAAUUCUGGAGGUUGAUGGUGUCUAUAGGAGGCUUAUUAUCCCAAAACCUACCGUCAAAGACUCUGCAGAAUAUGUCUGUGACACUGCUGAGGACUCAGUAACCUUCUUUGUAAAUAUUGCAGAGCCACCAGUUAGGUUUAUUCGGCCAAGGAAAACAACCUAUGCAGUAGAGAAACUUGUUGGAGACAUUGUGGUCCUUGAGUGUGAAGUGUCUCGACCAAAUGCUGAAGUUAGCUGGAAGAAGGAUGGAGAAGAGAUUGAGGAGAACAUCAACAUUACUAUCACAGAGGAUGGCACAAGUCGACAGUUAACCAUUCACUCCGCAGCUUUGGAUGAUGCAGGGCAAUAUGUCUGUGAUGCCAGAGAUGAUGUAAUGGACUUCCUAGUGAAAAUCAAAGAUCCACCACUGAAAAUUCUGCGGAAAGCUGACAUAGAAACAAAACGCCAGUUUGUAGUAUCUGAUGCGAUUGUCUUAAAAUGUGAGAUCUCAAGAGCAAAUGGGGUGGUCAGUUGGCUUAAAGACAAUGAGAAGAUUGAGGGAAAGGAGCAUUUCAUCUGUGAAGAGGAAGGGGCAUUCAGAUCUCUGAUUGUUCUGAGUGCUGAGUUGAUGGACUCAGGAGAGUACAUUUGUGAUGCACAAGAUGAUAAAGUUGUCUUCACUGUUACUGUAGAAGAGGCUCCAGUGUCCAUUGUUGGAAAUUCAGAGAAGCCAGAACAUCACAUUUUAAUGACAGGAGAUGAGCUUAUCCUGGAAUGUGAGGUAUCACGAGCAAAUGCUAUAGUCCAGUGGUACUGCAAUGGAAGUUUACUACAAGAGGAUUCACGCACACACAUUGAAAGCAGAGACACAAUGAGGAAGCUUGUGAUAUCAAGACUUCAGACAUCUGACUCUGGAGAGUAUCUCUGUGAUGCCAUUGAUGACAAAAUGAUAACUAGGCUAACGGUUCAAGAACCACCAUUCAAAUUCAUCAAAAAAGAAGAAAGAACAAAUAUUUCAGCCUAUGAAGAAGACAGUGUGACACUACGUGCCACUGUUAACAGGGUCAAUGCCCCAGUGAAAUGGCGAAGGGGUCAUGAUCCAAUCCGAGGAGAUCGUUUCCACACAACAAGUGAUGGUAACACCCACUACCUUACUAUUAACCCACUUAAGAGAUGUGAUACUGGAGAGUACACAUGUCACGUGGGAUCCGACGAGAUGCACUUCAGUGUCCAAGUCAAAGCAAUGAAAGUGAAAUUCUCCAAACCACUGGAAAACAUAGUGGGACUCGAAGGUAGUGAUGUGGUUUUAAAAUGUGAACUGUACAAGUCAAAAGGAGAUGUUCAGUGGCUUAAGGACAGCCAAGAGAUUGUGCCAAACAGACAUUUUACAAUCAGAGCUGAUGGUCGAGUGAGAAGCCUGACAAUAUAUAACAUCACAGAAGAUGAUGCAGGAGAAUAUGCUUGUGAAUCCAAAGAUGAAAGGACAUCAGCUGCUGUAGUGGUCAAUAUUCCUCGCAUUGUGGAGUUUAUUGCGGAGCUACACAACAUAACUGUCAUGGAAGGAGAAGAUGCAACAUUUAAGUGUGUAGUGUCUCCAGAGGAUGCAAAGUUGGCCUGGUUUAGAAAUGGCCAGCCAAUUUCAUCAAAUGAUAAGUUCAACAUCUCAAGUAAUGGAUUAUGCCAUAUGUUGCAUAUCAACAAAUGCCAAGUCUCAGAUAGCUGCAAGUUGACUGCUAAGGCUGAAGGUGUGAUUUCCAGAGCUAUCCUUCAGGUCCAAGAGGCGCAGGUACUUUUCACAAAGAGCAUGGACCCGGUGGUUGCAGAGGAGUUUGGUGAGGCAACGCUUGAGGUGGAGGUCAGCCUUGAGACUGCGGAGGUGCAGUGGAUGAGACAAGGAGUGGUUAUACAUCCAGGGUCCAAAUUCACCCUGAAGCAGAGUGGCAAAAAACGUUCUCUCACAAUCCACAAACUCACCCUUUCAGACCGAGGCACCUACAGCUGUGAAACGCUCCAUGACCGCACGCAAGCCAAGCUCAGUGUGGAACCACGGAAAAUCAAGAUUCGGAAAGGUCUAACUGAGAUCCAGACUUACGAACGAGAGACAGCUUCUUUUGAAGUGGAGCUGUCACAUAGCAAUGUGGAGGGUGUAUGGCAGAAGGAUGGGCAUGCUCUCAAAAACAACAACCGUUUGCGUAUGACUGCAAAAGGACGGGUACACAGCCUUACCAUCUCCAGCCUGACCUUGGAUGACACUGGCACCUACAUAUUCUCUGUUGAGAAUGUCAGAUCAUUAGCAAGAUUGAAUGUUAAAGAAAUCCCAGUAUCAAUCUUGAAAAAGCUUGAGGAUAUCAGGCAACCAGAGGGAUCUGGUAUAACCCUUGAAUGUGAGCUGUCACGCCACAACGUAGACGUAAAGUGGACAAAGAAUGAAGUUCAGCUUAAACCAGGAAAAAAUCAUCGCAUUUACUCUAUGGGAAGAAAGUGCUUUCUACAUAUCCUGAAGUGUGAGCUGGGAGACUCUGGUUUAUAUGUGUGUGAUGCUGGGGAAGCUAAAACAUCCUGUUCAGUGGAAAUCUAUGAGAGGGAACUUGAGAUACUACAAAGCUUAGAGGAUCUGGAUAUUCAAGAAGAUCAAAAUGCAGUGUUCAUGUGUGAAGUGUCACUGGAUGACGUGCCCGGAGAAUGGUUUAAGAAUAAAGAGAAGAUAAAACCAACCAGCACCAUUAAGAUCCGCCAGGAAGGGACUAAGCACUUCCUCCUCAUAUGCAACGUUAAAGGAGACGACUCUGGAGAGAUCAAGUUUGUAGCCAAGAAUGUUGAGUCUACAGCUUACCUUGAGGUGGAAGCACUACCAGCAAACAUUGCGAAACCACUUCAGGAUAAAACAGCUCUAGAAAAAACCCGUGUCAUACUGGACUGCACUGUGACCAAUCCUCGUUGCAGCAUUCGCUGGUAUAAGGGACCUAAUGUCAUCCUGCCCUCAGAGCGCUUUGAGAUCUGCAGUGAAGGGUGCUAUCGAAAACUUGUGAUUCAGCAGGUGUUGCUAGAGGAUGAGGGCACCUAUAGUGUUCAAGUUGGGAACUACACAUCCUCAGCAAAACUAACUGUUGAAGCUCAGUCAGUCGUGAUGGUGCGAGAGCUGCAGGAUGUGGAUGUAACUGCUCCUGCAGAUGCAUGCUUUGAAUGUGAAGUCUCUCUGCCUGUGGUCAAGGCACCUACAUGGACCCUGAAAGGGGAAACACUGCAUCCUGGUCCUAAAGUUGUGGUGGAGAAAAUGGGAACUGUUCAUAGGCUCACUCUUAAACAAACUUCCGCAGACAUGAGCGGCAUUGUGUGCUUUAUCACAGGAAGAGUUAAAAGCACUGCACAUCUGUGUGUCAUAAGUAACCACUGAGAAUCAACACAUAUGCACUUACGGUGCAUAAUACUCAACUAUGCCACUAUUUAAAUACCAAAUGAAAUCAUGAAAUCAUUAAAUCUAUUUUCUUUCAAUGUGUUUGAAAGUGAGGCUUAUAAUUCAUUUAUUUUAAAUCCAAAUUUAUUUAAAAUCUUCAGUGCCAUUUUUGCACAUUAUAUCCCAUUCUACGUGGUUUACCAUCCAUUAGGCUACAAUUCUUGAAUAUUGCGCUGUCUAAAUUUAUGAUCAAACACGUUGUGCUUUAUUAAAAUAAAAUGAACAGCACCAGGCCAGACACCCAUGUAAUUCACCCACGUUGUUAUGACUUAAAUUUCUUGCACAGUAAUUUGGUAUUUAAUUUUGAAAUUUGUGUACUACUGUAUAUCCUUGUAUAGAUAUCCUUUGUUUUGUUUUUUAUUAUUCUUGUUUUGUGGGAUGCAGAUUAAAGUGAGGUCAAGGCGUGUAAUUAAAAUGUGCAGGGCCAAAGAUGAUCAAAAGAGGGUUUGGGACGGAAAGUAACUUUAGCAUAUGUAACAAAUACUCUGAGUUCAUGAAUACAGCCAUUUUACAAAUUAGGGAAACAUUUACAAAUAAAUGGAAAUGCUUUUGAGAGUUUUAGUUUUUUUGCUUCUGCUGUAUUAAAAAGGUAGCCUAUAACAGUUCUUGCCUUUUGCUGAAGUAUCCAAAUAAGUUCAAAAGUGCUGCAAUUUUCCCUGGUUUAGCUAUCAAUAUCUUUCAAUAAAAUUUGAAAACAAA
Messenger RNA from Ctenopharyngodon idella (grass carp), 4950 nucleotides. It is a transcript of the gene obsl1b, whose product is annotated as obscurin like cytoskeletal adaptor 1b. The record is from RefSeq and is a predicted model, not a curated record. The transcript is spliced from 19 exons. Lineage: Eukaryota; Metazoa; Chordata; Actinopteri; Cypriniformes; Xenocyprididae. The annotation marks the transcript as partial.